This is a messenger RNA of Cladophialophora immunda, 2421 nucleotides long. RefSeq lists its product as uncharacterized. The transcript has 8 exons. Gene Ontology annotation, molecular function: myo-inositol:proton symporter activity. Lineage: Eukaryota; Fungi; Ascomycota; Eurotiomycetes; Chaetothyriales; Herpotrichiellaceae. The coding region runs from base 221 to 2077 and encodes 618 amino acids. Gene Ontology annotation, cellular component: membrane. Gene Ontology annotation, biological process: transmembrane transport. The record is from RefSeq and is a predicted model, not a curated record.
CCCUGCCAUCGAGCGUGCGGCGCGUUGAUACAGGACCAGGCCCGCCCUGAAGGUGGGUUGUGGUAAGAAAUACAAGAAUGUCUUGACUUCUCUUGACAUAUCUGGUCCCAUUUGCUUGUUCCCCUCAGACACAAUAGGCGCUUGCUUUUGGUCCCCUCUGAAGCGAUUCUCUAACGCAGUCCUGGGCUCUCAUUCACGUCAAAUUCAUUGCUCAAAUAACAUGGCUGAAAAAGAAAAAAAUCUCUACGACAGGCGCUCUGGUGACAGUGAGCGUACUGCCACUAAUGUUGAAAAUGCUCCUCCCCGCAAGAAGUCCUUCGUGGACGUUGACAUGACCAAAUUGAGCGCCGCAUUUGAGAAUCCGCUUUCCGAUAUCCCUAAGGAGAAACUCUUGGAAGAAGUCGAGGUCUUCUGCAGAGAUAACAAUCUCAUGGAGUAUAUCGAGGCAUUCCGCAAGGGUGCGUUGGUAGCUCAAUCACCCAAUGCCGUUGAUGGUAUUGUCGAGCUAUCGCCCGAAGACCGUGAAGUCCUCGAGCGAGAGCACACCCACCGCUGGUCUCAACCAUUCACUCUCUACUGGUUGGUUAUCAUGUGCUCGCUGGCGGCUGCUGUGCAGGGUAUGGACGAAACGGUGAACAACGGUGCACAGGCACUCUAUCUCAAGCAACUCAACGUCACCACCAAGCGGUUCAGCCAAGACAUGGUUGACAACUUGACUGGACUAGUCGUCGGUGCACCAUAUUUGUGCUGUGCUGUUCUCGGUUGCUGGCUUACAGAGCCGUGCAACAAGGUCUUUGCUCGUCGAGGAACGAUCUUCAUCUCUUGUUUCAUUGCCGCAGUUGCCUCGGUGUGGGAAGGGGUUGCUAAUUCCUGGGUCAAUCUGUUUUUGGCACGAUUCGUUCUCGGCCUUGGAAUUGGUCCCAAAUCUUCUACGGUACCAGUCUACUCUGCCGAGUGCACCCCAGCCCCAAUCCGUGGCGCGCUGGUUAUGAUGUGGCAAAUGUGGACAGCAUUCGGCAUUAUGCUUGGAAACAUUAUGGGCGUGGCAUUCGGUGGACUCGCUCCAGAUCUUGGCUGGAGACUCAUGCUCGGCAGCACUGUUGUCCUUCCGCUUAUCGUCUGUGCGCAAGUCUACUUCUGCCCUGAAAGUCCCAGAUGGUACAUCCAGCAUAAUCAUCCAGAGAAGGCAUUCCGAUCCUUCCAACGCCUGAGGUUCACAGACCUCCAAGCCGCAAGAGAUACCUACUACACCUACAUCGGGGUGGAACUUGAACGCAAGGCCCACAAAGGCAAGAAUUUGGUCACACAGUUCAUUGAGCUCUUCACUGUUCCCCGCAAUCGACGAGCCACCUUGGCGUCAUGGAUAGUAAUGUUCGGGCAGCAAUUCUGUGGCGUUAACGUCAUUGCUUACUACUCGACGACCAUAUUUGUCAGUUCCGGGUACUCAAUAACGUCGGCUUUGUUGGCUUCAAUGGGCACAGGCAUCCUGAAUUGGGUUUUUGCUUUGCCUGCCGUGUUCACCAUCGAUCGCUGGGGGCGUCGCAAUCUCCUGCUCUUCACGUUCCCUUUCUUGGCCAUCUUCCUGUUGUGGACUGGCUUCAGUUUCUGGUUCCAUGACACCAAGACCAAAGUUGGGAUGGUUACGACGGGCAUGUACUUAUUCGAGGUCUUUUACUCGCCCGGCGAAGGCCCUGUGCCAUUUACGUACUCGGCAGAAGCAUUCCCCGUGCAUGUUCGGGACGUCGGUAUGAGUUUCGCGACGGCCACCACAUGGUGUUUCAACUUCAUUCUCAGCUUCUCUUGGCCUCAUCUCUUGACGGCUUUCAAGCCUCAGGGUGCAUUUGGAUGGUACGGGGCAUGGUGUAUCAUCCUAUGGGUCUUGAUUCUUCUGUUCGUUCCCGAAACCAAGGCCCUGACCCUCGAAGAACUGGAUCAAGUGUUCAGUGUCAGCACUCGUAAGCAUAUGAGUUACCAGAUGAAGAAUGCUGUCUGGCAUUUCCGCGUGUGGGUUUUGAGGCAGAAACUCGAACCGUUGCCACCAUUUUACCACCGAGCAGAGAAGGUGAAUGAAGCGUGAUAUAUGAAAUCAUUGCUUUGUCAAGUGUGCUGAGGGUUUGGCUGAGUAAGUGUUACGAUAUCUGGGUUCCGGUCUAGGGGCCACUGGGGGUAGAUUUGCUGUUGCUGCUGAACUAUUAUCCGGAGAAAGCCUGGGCAAACGUGAAGUAUGUAGAAACGCUGGGCGAGUAGAAGAACGAUGGGGAUUGGGGAUCAUCUGGGCUCUGGACCUUGCUGUCGACCCAUUCCGAAAGUGCCCGACGGGUGUUGCUCGGGCUGAUGUUUACCGAGCUCAGCCAGCGGAAUUUGGCGAUUGCAAUGGCCUACCAGCCUCUCUCGAAUAAUAUGUCCACAAUUGGAGACCGG